Neomonachus schauinslandi (Hawaiian monk seal) is the source of this 1648-nucleotide messenger RNA. It is a transcript of the gene SYNGR2, whose product is annotated as synaptogyrin 2. Gene Ontology annotation, cellular component: synaptic vesicle membrane; neuromuscular junction. The record is from RefSeq and is a predicted model, not a curated record. Lineage: Eukaryota; Metazoa; Chordata; Mammalia; Carnivora; Phocidae. The coding region runs from base 55 to 729 and encodes 224 amino acids. The transcript is spliced from 4 exons.
GCUGUGGCUGAGUCCUCGGCGGUCCGCGGCGGCGGCGGCGGUGGCGAAGGCGACAUGGAGAGCGGGGCCUACGGCGCGGCCAAGGCGGGCGGCUCCUUCGACCUGCGGCGCUUCCUAACGCAGCCGCAGGUGGUGACGCGAGUCGUGUGCCUGGUCUUUGCCUUGAUCGUGUUCUCGUGCAUUUUCGGCGAGGGCUACAGCAAUACUCACCAUUCCAGACAGAAAUACUGCAUUUUCAACCACAACGAGGAUGCGUGUGGCUAUGGCAUCGCCAUCGGGGUGCUGGCCUUCCUGGCCUCAGCCUUUUUCCUCGUGGUUGACGUCUAUUUCCCCCAGAUCAGCAACGUCACUGACCGCAAAUACCUGGUUAUCAGCGACCUGCUCUUCUCAGCUCUCUGGACCUUCCUGUGGUUCGUUGGUUUCUGCUUCCUUACCAACCAGUGGGCAGCUACCAAGGAGGAAGAUGUGUUCGUGGGGGCCGACUCGGCCCGGGCAGCCAUCACCUUCAGCUUCUUCUCCAUCUUCUCCUGGGGUGUGCUGGCCUCCUUGGCCUACCAGCGCUACAAGGCCGGAGUGGACGACUUCAUCCAGAACUAUGUAGACCCCACUCCAGACCCCAGCACAGCCUACGCUUCCUACCCUGGUGCAUCUGUGGACAACUACCAACAACCGCCCUUCACCCAGAACGCUGAGACCACUGAGGGCUACCAGCCGCCCCCCGUGUACUGAGCCUCAGAGGGGGACGGUAAGGGAGGUGGAGAGGGUGCUCGGGGGCCUCCCCCUAUCCUGGACUCCUCCCAUGAGCCUCGCCUCCUGGAGCUGUGGCCCCUCCUCCUGUCCGUGCCCUUCAGAGCCUCGGCACAGCCUGGAGGGCCACUGCUCUCCCCACCCCAGCUGCGGCUGCGGGGCCCCAGCCCAAAGUGCCUCUGCCCCAAGGGCUUCACCCACCACUCCUCAAGGGCAUUUUUUAGAAAAGGGUUUUUGGCCAGAUGCGUUUUGUUAUUGCUUUUAAUGAUCCCAUCCCCACCUGAAAUAGCUAGACCUGCCCGACAUGCUGUUUUGACAAGUGCCUUAGCUUCUCCCCAGCCCAAAGGAGCCAGGCUCAGGUCCAGGCUGUGGUGGCCGCGGUUACUUGGGGUUCUGUGCCAAAGAUGAGGCUGCGAGCCUUCCACCUGCUUUGCUGCUGGUGCUGGCCGGGGGCCCCCUUUCCUGCUCACUCAGGUUUGUUUCCCACCUCCUGGCGCUGUCGUGCCCACAGCCCCCUGCCUGCUCUGGGAGCUGGCAGCCCAGUGCUCACUGCUGUCCUGUCUGCUCGCUCUUGGGUCUGGGGUUCCUACCCUGUGCUUGUGACUCUGGGCUGGUCCCCUGACAGCGGUGGCGGCGGCAGAAGGGGGUGCCUGGAAGGAUGCUUGCCACAGGGGCAUGGGGUAGCACUCCCUUCUCCUUGUUCCCACCCCUUGGCAACAGGGAGGGGCUUUGCCUGACCGGAAACUACCAGCUUUAUGUAAAUAUUCUGCCACUGUUAGGUGUGGGGUGCUCCCAUAGCCCCCGGGCUGUUCUGAAUGUAUUAAGAAGCCUUGGGGAUAAGAUGCACAGAUCCCUGGUUCUAGUAGACGGAUUCCAAGACAGAAUAAAUGUUUUCCUCGUU